UUACCUUCCAAAGGGAACAUUGAAGGAUUGUGAAGGGAAUCCAUUGCAGGAAGCUUCUCCGAAAGGAGCAAAGACAAUUCAUCACAAUCAAUCUCCAUUAGACCUUAACUCCUUAAACCUCAACUUCCUUCAUUUACCCCUCAAAGCUCGCUUUGAAUUUCAAACCCUCGUUUUUUCCCCAAGAACCCUAUCAAUCUGGUAAGUACCCUUUUCUGCUUUUGAGCUAUUUUUUUGGUCUUACACGAAAUUCAAGGCCAAUUCGAAGACUUUUCGUUGCUUUACCCGAGUUACAGUAGGUUUUUAAUUGAAAAACCGAGGAUCAUGGUUCUUGGGUAAUUUGAAAUAUUUGUUGACAAAUGGAGAAAUCUAAUGGUUUUUUCAUUAGAAAAAGUCCAUGGCUUCGUGGGUUGUUCAAUAUUGUAUGUGCCCUAGUUCUACUGUUUAUGUUCUAUAACAGUGAAGAUAUUGUGACCAAUCCAAUUUUAAAAGAGUCAUCUUUAGUUCCUAGUCAGUGGCACACAAGGAGUAGUUUUGGUGGUUAUUCUUUCUAUACACGUGUGAUUCGUCGAGGGGUAUUAGAAGUAAACGGGUCUGCAGAUGCUAAUGAUUUUGCUGUAAAAAAGCCUCAGUUAUGUGCAGGAUUGUUUGAUCACACGGGGUAUAAGAGUAGUUGUGAUUUCUUGAAAGCUCAUCCGGAUUGCUCCUCCGGGGGGUUCUUUGAUUACUUAAAGUUCUAUUACUGUAAUUGUAAUGGAAGUGCGUGGGCUUAUGUAGUGUUUGGUGUUUGGCUUGCUGCAUUGUUCUAUCUUUUGGGUAACACUGCAGCUGAUUACUUUUGUGGUUCCUUGGAGAAACUGGCUAGCUUGUUGAAGCUAUCGCCUACGGUUGCUGGAGUUGUUUUACUCCCGCUUGGUAAUGGCGCUCCGGAUGUAUUUGCGAGUAUUGCUGCUUUUGUAGGAAGUGGUGCUGGUGAUGUUGGGCUUAACAGUGUUUUAGGUGGGGCUGUGUUUGUUACUUGUAUUGUUGUGGGUGUUGUUUCUCUUUGUGUAGCUGAUCAGGAUGUUCAGGUUGACCGGAAAUGCUUUAUUAGGGAUAUUGUCUUCUUCAUUGUGACUCUGAUGUCACUAUUGUUAAUCUUGAUUGUUGGUGAGGUUAGUGUCGGAGCAACCAUUGCAUUUAUAUUGAUAUAUGUUGUUUAUGCCUUUGUUGUUGCUGCCAAUGAGAUGUUGAGGAAGCAUGCGCGACAAUUGAGAUUGGAUGUUGUUACCCCUUUGCUUCCUGUUAGAGGAAGUAUAUUUUCUGAAGGGACUCAGGAGGAUGACUCCAUUUAUAGCUCUUUGCUUGAUGUUGAGACAGAAGAGAGGAGCGUACAGUCACAUAGUUCCUUGCCGCAGUGGAUGUGGGCAUCAAAUGUGGCAAUAUAUUCUAAUCAGUCAUUGAAGGUGCAUGAUGGGGAAAGACCUUUGUGGGGAUGGAUUGAGGAGGAUGGAGAAGUCAAAAGCCCGUCAUUUUCCUGCUCUCAGCUCUGUUCACUUCUGGAGCUGCCAUUGACUGUGCCAAGACGGUUGACAAUUCCCCUAGUCGAGGAGGAAACUUGGUCAAAGCCAUAUGCUGUAGGCAGUGCUGCUUUAGCUCCUGUUCUUCUAGCAGCUUUAUGGAAUACUCACGACAAUGCAGGCACCCUAGGCAGAAAUGUUGCAAUAUUUUUUGGCAUUUCUACUGGUUGCACGUUGGGUAUUCUUGCAUACAAGUAUACAAGAGCUGACCGGCCACCUCAGAGGUUUUUGCUUCCAUGGGUUUUGGGGGGUUUUAUUAUGAGUAUCGUUUGGUUUUAUAUGAUUGCGAAUGAACUGGUGGCACUGCUGGUUGGAUUGGGUGUGGUACUGGGGGUUAAUCCUUCAAUUCUUGGGCUAACGGUUUUGGCUUGGGGCAAUUCAAUGGGUGAUCUGGUCUCAAAUGUUGCUUUGGCGAUGAAUGGUGGAGAUGGUGUGCAGAUUGCUUUAUCUGGAUGCUAUGCAGGUCCCAUGUUCAAUACACUUAUUGGGUUAGGAAUCUCAUUAUUUCUCGGUGCCUGGUCAGAGAAGCCUUCUUCUUUCAUACUUCCACGGGACAAAAGCUUGUUCUUCACCAUAUGUUUCCUCAUGUCUGGUUUGCUAUGGGCCCUCUUUGUUCUUCCCAGGAAUGACAUGCGCCCUAACAAGAUGCUUGGUGUAGGCCUUAUCAUCAUCUAUUCGGUAUUUCUGUCUGUUCGGCUGAGCAGUGCAAUGGGAAUUGUUUCAUUCUUUGGGCUUAGUGGUUAGUAUGGAAAUCAUUAAUCAUCUGGCACUGAGAAUUCAGAUUGUGUUAAUUGAUUUGGUUAGUGAGCUUCAUUUGUAUCUUGUUGGAAGCAAGGGACAAAGUUCCAUUGUAAGGAGCUUGUUAUGUCCAUCAAUGAUGUAUUCUGCUGUACAAAUACUCACAAUUUGAUGAGCAGAUACUUGUCUCGAUGAAAAAGAUUGUAAGACAUGUUGUAUCAAUGAACAAGCUGAUCACCAUUUUGCGUGGAGACAUUAUGAUGGUGUUGGUUAGAAAAUGAUUUUGUUUUGGGAGAAUUGGUACUGAUUUUGUUUUCCGGAAAACAAAUGUGAGUUUGACUAUUGGUAUUUAGUGUUUAACAAACAUUGGAUUUGUUUUUGGAAGAAUUGGUGUUGAAUUUCUUUUAUUGGAAAAUAAUAUGACGAAAACUCUUAAAGCAUUUUAGAGCCUUUAUGAUUAAUCAAAUUGACUAAAAUAUCUUUAUUUGAGACUAAACAUAUUUUCAAAGAAAUGGGUUUUGAAAAGAAAAAAAGUUCAUUUGAAGAAUAGAAAAAAGGAGGCUAAAGUGAAACUCAGUCCAAGCAAAUUGUGACCAAAUUGUUACAUUGUCAGAGUCAAGUGAACCCACUUCUUGAUAGCUAAAAAACAACUAUGGUUUGGUUUUUAACCAAGCAAACUUAUGUGGUCCCAUCCUGGUAUUUGGUUAUUGGUAACCGGGGGUAGGAAAUGAAGUUGGUGUCAAGUAGGUGGGUGUCAGUGGCAGUCUAUUGCUGUAUGAGGCCCCUCUUCUUCUUGUCAUAUCAAGAGAGCGCGGCUCUGUUUCAAAUUCAUACUGUAGACGAGGUGUCUCCUGAGGAACUGCAGGACGUAUUAACUGAGGGUAGUGAAGAGUUUGGCUCCCACUUCUUUGGUUUUCCCAUGAGUGCUAUUGUUGCUUGCGAAGUAAUAUAUGCUGUGUCUGGACUCUGGAGUGCUUUCAGAGAAACGUUAUUAGCAGUCUCUUGAGGAAUUUCAUUAUUGACUCUGCUCUGCAGUUGUUUCAUGCUCCAAUGUGUCUGCUGUAUGGCAAGGUGAGUUCUUCCUAAUUAUUCCAAAAAUAUAACCUAAUGUCAUAGUAAAGGAGAGAUAUAUCACUUUGAAUCAUACAGUACGCCUAUGUUCUGUGCUUUUAAUUGAUUAUCCUGAGCUGUCCAUAAGUGUUACUACAAUAUACUGCAGUAGAUGGCAACUUUCCGCUCGUCUCUCUUUUUCAUUUCAUUGAUAAAGUUGUCUUCUUGAUCAGAAUUAUUCUGCUAACUGCUGUAGCCACGACAAUUUGGCAGCAUUAAGCUGGUCUUUUUUUUUUGUUGAAAAGUCAAGAUCAUUUCCUCGAUGGCUCGAUAUCACACAGUUUUUUUUUUUUUGAUGAAGUAAUUGGUUUCAUUGAUGGCAUCAAGAAGAUGCAGAAUAGUUACAAAAGUAAUGAAAAUUGCUAGCUCCAAUACAAAAGGGCAAAAAAAAAAAAAUCAGCUUAGUACUAGGGAGCUAACAAAGUUCAGAUAACUAUCAGGAGAAUCUACAGGGGCUAAAUAAGCCCAACUAAAUUAAUACACUAGGCAAAAAGCUUUGAGAGAUUGAGCAGUUGAUAUCCCAUCAAAACACCUUCUAUUCCGUUCAUUCCAGAUAGUCCAAGAAAUGGCUGCAGGUAUCAUCUUCCAUAUUUUCCUGAUGGAGCUAUCAACUUUCCUAAGGCUCCAGCUCUCAAAAGCUUCCCUGAAGUUUUGUGGCUUGACCCAUCUGAGUCCAAAAAGAGAUAAAAACAUAUUCCAAAGACCUCCGGCGAUUGUGCAAUGUAGAAAGAGGUGACUGUGUGACUCUGCUUUCCUCUGGCACAUAAAGCAUCUAUUAGCCAUAGAGAAGUUCCUUCUGGCCAAGUUAUCCUGUAUUAGGCAAGCUCCAUGAAGUGCAGUCCAAUUGAAGCAGAUAACUUUAGGUGGUAGUUAACAUGCAAGAUUGGGAGAUUGCUGAGCUCCAAGAUUUGUUGACACUGCUAUAUGGGCAAGACAGGCCCCAACCAUCUUGUGAUUCUUGGAGAUGGGGUUUGCGUGGCGAUGUUUUGCUCAUCGUAAAGUCCUUUUACCAGAGUAUGUUGGUGAGAGAGGAGGACACUUUUCCAUACUCCUCGAUCUGAAUUCCUUAGGCGCCCACGAAGGGGUGUUUUCCCAUGGCUAGCGGCGAGGGGAGUGAUUUUGACUGCUGAAAAUCUGCGAAAGAGCGGAAUUACACUUGUUAGUUGGUGCUACAUGUGUAAAAGCUCAGGGGAAGAAGUUGACCAUCUUUUGUUGCAUUCCCCUAUGUCCUUGGCUUUGUGGAGGGCAAUCCUGAAUCUUUUUGGUGUUCAAUAGGUGAUGCCAAGCACAGUAAAGGAAAUGUUAUGUAGCUGGGCCCGUUUCCAUAGAAGAAGAAAGCAAAAAGCAUGGAAGUUCGCUCCGUUAGCUGUCAUGUGGAUAGUUUGGGGGGAGCGAAAUAGGAGAGUUUUUGAGGGGAUUGAGUCUCCUUUUCCACAUCUUAAGAAUAGUCUUUUAUCUUUGAUCGCUUUGUGGUACACUCAUAUAGCCCCUACUUGUAUAGAAAAUCGGGCGUCUUUUGUAGAGAAUCAUAUUCUGAUGUAAAUUCUCUACUUUUUGGUAUACUUCCUGUAUACGGGAGUUCUCUCCCGUUUGAUUAAUACAACUUACCUUAUAAAAAAAAACUUUAGGUGGUAGUUUGACCUUCCAAAUUAGCUUCCAUGGCCACUGGUCAGUAAUUGCAUUAUGAGUUCCAGUAAAUUUGUAGGCUGCUUUCACUGAGUAUCUUCCUGCGUGUGUAGUUCCCUAUAUGAGUUGAUUUGGUGCUAAUUGGUUGCUCGAGAAGCCAUUUAGGGUGGCCAGUAGUCUGAGCAAUUCCUCAAAUUCCCAAUCUUGUAGGUUCCUUCUGUAAAUUAUGUUCCAAGUGUUGUCUUCCCUGUAAUGGCAUAUUGUUGAGUCAGGCUCUCUGGUACAUUGCAGGAUAGGCAUUCAUUAAAGUUGUGCUGCCCAGCCACUUAUCCUUCCAGAACUUGAUAUGAUGUCCAUUCCCAACUACAAAGUGCAUAUUCUGUGAGAACUCCUCCCAAAGUUUACAGAUAUGCUUCCAAACUCCAACUCCAUGUGGUGCUCUUAGAUUGUUUAGUGUACCAGUGGUUUUGUACACCAUGUUUGGCAUUGACAACUUCCUUCCACAGACAGUUAUUCUCCUGAAUGUACCUCCAUAGCCGCUUCAUUAAUAAGCAUUUAUUCCGUAAAGCUAAAUCCUUGACACCAAGUUAAUGUCAAAAAAUACGUACAACUAUAUGGGAGGCUCAAACACUGUGACUAUAAAUUGUCCCACUCGGCUAUACACACUCGAAUGCUUCUUUACAUAAAAAAGAUACAUGAAAUAACUAUGUUUUGAUACAUUCAAAUUCAAUAUCAUUCUAACUGCUAUGAAAUGAUCUCCUAUUCCUUUCAGUCUAUGUAGUCUAUAAAGGCAUAAGGGAGUGUUUUUCCAUACCACCCUGUUCAACCACCAUUAUUCAUCAAAUUGUCCCAAUCGCAUAUACACCCGAAUGCUACCGUUACACCAAAAUGAUACGUGAAAAAGAGACAUUUGGAUGCAUCCUAAAUCCUUCUCGCUUCUUUAAAUGAUCUCCUAUUCCUUAUAUUCCAUGUGUCCAGAGAAGGCAUAAGUAUGAUCUUCCAUACUGCCCUAGUUGUCUUGCCUACACUCUAUGCGCUUCAACAAGUAGCAGUCUGUUCCACUGUCCUCGGCAUCACCCAAGCUGUCGAACAAGGAAAAUCUGAGGAGCAAUAACUUGUAGCUGAAGUAAGUUAUGAUCAGUGAUUUCCCACUACUCCUCACAUAACAUAACAGCAGCUCCUCCCCACUCUCCUUUUUUAUUUUUCAGAUUAAUUUCACCUCAGACUGCAGAUCAAGUGGAGAAAGCUGCCAUUUGAGGUGCUUUGGUCUCCCAUACUGUUCCUAUUCCCAGCUACAACGAACUUUGUGUAGAAUGACGAGACCGUGAAUGACUUUACUCCUCUCCCUUCCUGUAAUAAUUUAUCUUCUCCUUUGUCUUCCUAUACUAUUUUAUCUUUUCCUUUAUCUCCUAUCAGCCGUUUGUAGAAUGUAUGGAGGAAUACCUCAAGUCCCCCGGAUCCAUUUUUGGCAACUCACGUUUUUGGUUAAGGAAAUACUAUGAAUGAAUAUAUUAGUAGUGAUUAGGAAUAGGAAAUGCAUAUAUGUUAGCGAUAAGGAAUUGGAAAUGAGUCAGUAAAAUUGUCUUAGAAACUUAAAACUGUAAAUUUGCAUUUGAAUCGGAAACUAAAAUGGUUCUUGAAAUCGACUGAUUUGAUUUUUAAUCCUUACACUAUACAAAAGUUUCCGUUCUAGUUAAAACAAUUGUUGUAUGAGCUUGCAUGCCAAUCCCCUUUUCCCUUCAUUUUCGCAGUUCUUUACCUUGCACUUAAGUUCCAGCAGACCUUGGCUCUUUUUUAUGCUUUUCGUUUUUACUAACACCAUCACAAGCCUUGGAGUAUGCGUUAUCUUUGGUUAGCAUAUUUCUUAACUAUUUUCUGUAGCCUGCACAUCUUAUGUUAUAUUAGUUUAUUCAAUAAACUACUAAGGUAGAUGAAGAAAAGAGAGUGCUCAUUUUAGAGACUUAAAUGCGUAAUUUAGGAUGUGCAAAGACACCUCCAUUUAGGGACGGCAGAGGCAAUUAUAAAAGGAGAAGUUCCUAUAUUUCUGAGAUUUUUAACUUUGUUCAGUGGUAUGGUUACUUGGAUAACAAUUGAUCCGGGAAAAAAAAGAAAAACUUGGUUCAUGUCUAAAACUAGGACCAAAACUUAUGCAUCCAAGUAAAUCAUAGUACAUCUGGAUUUAUGGUGUUUCCUUCAGACUACAAAUGCUUGUCUUUUGAUAAAGGAAACAGCUAUCCCUCUCUCUAUUGGAGAAUUGGGAUAAUGGGAUCUACAUCUUUCAUUUUGAUUCCAGCAGGAAAUCUUCUGCACUCUCCCAAUAGACAUCUGAGCUAUUGGUUAUAUGUUUAGUUCUUACACUCUUCAAUUCUUGUUGAUCGUUAUGCUUGGUGGCUUUAGUUUCUUUGCAGAUGCUGUUGGAGCAAUAUAUGCCAAUGAUUUGGACUAGCCUUGUAUCUACAUAGGUAUGGCGAAGUUGUUCACAAGCAUGAGUUUUUGUCAUUUUUUCUUUUUGAUAACCAAUAACUAUGUUGUUCCCUCUUCAAAUCCUGUGAAUAAUGGUCUUCCCUUCUACCCUUCUCUACUUAAAUGCCAGACUUGGUUCCCCAGUACUACCUAUGCCGAUGAAUCAAAGCCAUGAGGCAGAGUUUAUGCUAUAUUUACCAUCCUGUUUUUGCUUGUAUUUGCUUACUGCCCUUGGUUAAAUUCAUUCUUUUGUUUUCGCGGGGCUGAGCCUCUGGACAUUUGACAAUCUGCAUGUUAGCCUUUUCUUGAUUUGUUUCAAUUGAUAUGAACAGAAUACAACAUUGAUUACUUUGGA
This is a messenger RNA of Nicotiana tabacum (common tobacco), 7848 nucleotides long. Its product is annotated as cation/calcium exchanger 4-like. Gene Ontology annotation, biological process: monoatomic cation transport; transmembrane transport. Gene Ontology annotation, cellular component: membrane. NCBI's taxonomy places the organism in Eukaryota, Viridiplantae, Streptophyta, Magnoliopsida, Solanales, Solanaceae. Gene Ontology annotation, molecular function: monoatomic cation transmembrane transporter activity. The record is from RefSeq and is a predicted model, not a curated record.